AUGGCACAAGCAUCUGAGUCUUCUCAGCCUACUGAACUUCAUGACCACCACUUCUCACUGGAAGAUGGUCUCAUUCCCGCUUCCACCACGGGGGACUGUGAAGGUAGCUCAGAGGAGGCAUCUCAUGAGUUUUCUGGGUGCUUUGUUUCUCCCAAGUUCAUAUCCAGGUUGCUUAUUGAGUGGGGAGAGUACCCUGCAGUGCCUAUAUGUUUCCGCUUUGAGGCACAACAGGAAAAGCUUGAAGAGGCCCUUAUUGGAGCUGGAGUGAAGAUUUCACUGUUUAUUUCCGGCUUUUGUGAGGUUUACAAAGAUGACAUUUGCCUUUGCCAUGUGGUACGAAGAUGGAGCCCUGAGACUCACACGUUCAUCUGUUCCUGGGGGGAAUUUACUCCUUCUCUGGAAGAUGUUUGCAAUAUUAUGAGAAUCCCGAGCAUUGGAGAUGGCAAUCCCUUCAGGAUAGAGAUGAAUAAGGCGCAGAGAAGAAGUUGCAGCUUCUGGAAAAGGGUGCUCAUGACUUUAAAGAAGUGUUCCAUUUUUGUAACUGGGUUCAUCUUUGAGGAUUUUCCCUAUGAGAACGUGCAGCAACGAGCCUUCCCAUUGGCCAUUAUGCUAGCAGCCGGUACUUGUUUCCCUCUUGCUCCUCUCUUCCUUGGUCAUCUAUAUAGGAAGCUUGAUCAGAUUUCAAAGGGUGACAAAGAAGGUGCGGGGCAGUAUGGCAUUGACUCUUUAGUAUCUAGCUUCUUCCUUCAAGUAUGGUUCAGAAGGAAGGCCAAGAAGGGUGCAUUUAGGCCUACUGUUUUGGAUGACAUUAGGCAGUUCAAUUUCAGGCCAUAUUUUACUGCUCAUGGCUUCCAGGCAUUUCCUUUCUUUUAUCCAGAGGGUAAUUCAUCACCGUUCUUAGAAUCGGUUGAGUUGCUUCUUGCCACUAGUGCACAGUCCAUAAUAGCAUGUGGCGAUUUCUUUGACCCUGUGAUGGAGAAGUAUUCCCCUCAUAGAGUUAAGAGGCAGUUUGGCAUUGACCAGGAUGUGCCAUCGCAUCUAUCUUACGGUGGACAUCUUGGGGACUGCAUCAUGGGUUUCACUCAGAUAGAUGGUAUUUCUUGUAGGGUAUGCUCUCAAAUAGUCUCAGGAAGAAGGACUGUGUUGGCUCCCCUACAUCAACGUUCUUGA
This is a messenger RNA of Rosa chinensis, 1170 nucleotides long. RefSeq lists its product as uncharacterized. The transcript is spliced from 4 exons. Gene Ontology annotation, biological process: meristem development; meristem maintenance. The record is from RefSeq and is a predicted model, not a curated record. NCBI's taxonomy places the organism in Eukaryota, Viridiplantae, Streptophyta, Magnoliopsida, Rosales, Rosaceae. Bases 1 to 1170 code for a protein of 389 amino acids.